Messenger RNA from Penicillium atrosanguineum, 1023 nucleotides. RefSeq lists its product as uncharacterized. The transcript is spliced from 4 exons. The coding region runs from base 1 to 1023 and encodes 340 amino acids. The record is from RefSeq and is a predicted model, not a curated record. NCBI's taxonomy places the organism in Eukaryota, Fungi, Ascomycota, Eurotiomycetes, Eurotiales, Aspergillaceae.
AUGACUAAAGUCUUCAUCACUGGUAUCACAGGAUACAUUGGCGGAGAUGCCACAGCCACUCUCGUCGCCAAGCAUCCUGAAUUCACCUACUCUGCACUUGUUCGCAGCACCGAAAAAGCAGAGCAAGUCAAAGCCCAAUACCCAAACAUACGGGUCGUAAUCGGCGAUCUCGAUGAUUCAGCCCUGCUCGAGCGGGAAAGUGCUGCCGCAGACAUCGUCCUACACACGGCAGAUGCCUCUGACCAUGCAGACGCUGCAAAAGCCAUAGCCACCGGUCUAGUCGCAGGCCAUAGCAAAAAGAACCCAGGCUAUUGGUUACACACGGGAGGGACAGGAAUUCUGACCUUCGAGGACAGCGACAGGAACGAAUUUGGCAAUCACAGUUACAAGGUGUACGAUGACUGGAGCGGGGUCGAGGAACUGCUCAACCUCCCCGAUCAUGCUUUCCAUCGUAAUGUGGACCAGCUCGUGCUGGAGGCCGGAACAACGCAUGCGGACGUGCUUAAAACCGCUCUGGUUUGCCCGCCUACUAUCUACGGUCGCGGCCGAGGACCAUGCUCUCAGCGCGGUCGCCAGGUCUACGAGCUCGCCAACGUAACUCUCCGACUCCAAAAAGGACCCAUUAUCGGAGCAGGCAGAUCCAUCUGGAACAACGUCCACAUCCACGACCUGAGCGACGUGUACCUACUACUCGUGGACGCCGCGAUUGCAGGCCGGACUGAUGACGGCCUAUGGGGAUCCAAGGCCUACUACCUCACCGAGAAUGGUGAGCACGUCUGGGGUGAACUAGCCAAAUCUACAGCAGAAGCAGCCACGAAGCUGGGGUACCUCCCUGAAGCCAAGGCCGAAUCUAUCGAUCUAGAGAGCGCCAAGAAAUAUGCCGGCUUCGAGUCACUGAGCUGGGGCAUGAAUUCGCGCGGUCGCGCGCAACGAGCUCGUAAGAUCCUGGGAUGGAAGCCUCAUCGGCCCAGUCUGCUGGAAGAACUGCCUACCGUGGUUCGCAGCGAGUCUGAGCGCAUGUAG